Messenger RNA from Botrytis cinerea B05.10, 2531 nucleotides. RefSeq lists its product as hypothetical. The coding region runs from base 413 to 1867 and encodes 484 amino acids. NCBI's taxonomy places the organism in Eukaryota, Fungi, Ascomycota, Leotiomycetes, Helotiales, Sclerotiniaceae. The transcript is spliced from 4 exons. The record is from RefSeq and is a predicted model, not a curated record.
GUCUCAACCCAAUUCACAUGGGGAGAUAGAUUGUUGAAGCUAUCAUUCACUUUUCACCUUAUAAUUUUCAAUUUUCAAUUUUGGUAUCUUCUUGUCUGCGUGCCGAUUGGUUACAACUUCUUCGAGGAAAAGCAGGCAAAUGCACAUACUUUUAUUCUCGAAGCGAGUCAAAAUUUACUGGUCUGGUCUUGAUUUGGUAGUGAAACGAGCAAGAAAGACUCUUACAACCGACUGAUAAAUUCAAUCAAUCAACCUCGAGUUCGAUCUCGUUACAUCCGUCUCAAGAACUUCAUUCCAUUGCAAAACUUCAAUAUCAAGCACUUACAAGGGUUGGUGGUGAAUUGUUCUCUCAUUCAAAUUGAAAAUUGCUCAAAGUGUUUGUUGGAGCUUCUUGGUCUUCCCCAACACAAUCAUGGCAGCAACCAGAUCAACCAAUACUACAACAAGAUCCUCGAAGUUGCCAGUAAGACGCACUUCAGCAUCUACAGCCAGCAUUAUCUCCUCAAUGACGACUACAAUGCCCACCAACACAAAUCGGCACUCUUUACCUGCUUUGGCAGAGAGUACCAGGCGCGCUGCACAAGUUACGAGAAAUGUACAAUGUACGCAUUUGACUACUACACGACUCUUCACAAAAGAGUUUCGAUGUGGAAUUUGUUUUCGAGAAGGUUCCUUUGGAUGGGUCUGGAGAUGUACUCAAGAUCGUGAACUUAUGUUAGAGGAUGAUUUGGAUCAUGGACACGCAAGUCAAGAGAAACUCGAUGAUCUCUGUGAUAUUUUCCCAAGACCAACUUCUCCUCGACCACGUGGACCAGAGGCGCGUAGAUCAAGAUUCAGUUUCCUCGACGAAAUCAACAGCAAAGACCUCAAAGCUUAUUCGCCCUCACAAAUCCAGUUAAUCCUCAAACAACGUGGUCAUCUCCACGAUGUACUUGCCGAUUGUGAGGAGCCUGAUCUUACACCAUCAAACUCUUCCAGCAAUAUCCCACGAUUUUUGUUCAAUCCUUUCUCCCGCACAUCUCCAGCUACCUCUCAAACAGUUCCGAAUUUGAGAAUGACCAAUCCACGCCCGUGGUUGCCAUCAAGAGGUACAGAGUGUCAAUUCAAAUGCUGUCAUACUUGCCGACCCACACUCCUUGAUCGCAGCUAUCUCAGUCUCAAUGCCAUUGCAAAUGAUGACUUGCCCUGUACCGCCACCACUGGAUUUGGAUUCAAUUUACAAAAGUUUAGACCAGUGGGCAAUGCUGAGGUCGUUAAAAAUUUGGGACUGAGACCAAAUCCAGUUCCUGCUGAACCAAAUAGACCACGAUCCCGAAACUUGCGAUAUCAACGUCGAGCAACUGAUCUUGGUCUUGGUGUUUUAACUGAUCGAUCGACUAUCACGUCUAACUCCAACAACAUGAACACCAAUUCUUCACCUCCUCCAACAAAUUCCUGUAACGCAGUAACACAAUUUUCUACGCCUUACUCUCGAUCUGAUUUCUUCUCCGAGCCUCCUUCCUCUACCACCGGAUCAUUCCCAUCAUCUUCUUCCGACAGCACUUCAACAUCUGAUGGAUCCAACUCUUAUCCUUUCCCUUACGUUGGGAGAUUAGCCCCUGUCUACAACCAAAACAAUAAUACCAGUUCAUUCAGAACAGUGAGCUCCAGCAUUGUUCAAAACCAUGCAGUACUCAUCCCCCUUCCUCCACAAAAUCCAUCCGAAGUCUCACUUUUAGUUACACCUACCACACCAACUUUAAUGGAAGAAACCGAGUCUGAUGGUCAUUUCUUUGGCGCGGAACCAUUGGAGGUAGAAGAUGGAGUCGCGGUCAUGGAGGAGGGUGUUGGUCUACAUGUUCCAGAUGUUUUAAUUACACAAUAUUAAAACGAAGAUCUGGAGAAGUAGAUUCAGGGAGAUGAUGGUGGAAGUGAUAAUUUAGUUGGAUGGACAACGAAAAUAGGGAUCUCGAUUUGGGGUUCCUACAAUACGUAUAGGACGAAUAACACAGAGAAAUAAAGAUGACUGGCUAUGGUGUGGGCUCCAUUGCACUGACUUGCAAUUGCACUAUCAAAAAGCGAAUUAGAUUUCUGUUAUGAAAUUGAGUUUGUUGUAUGCAAUGGAUUACGACAGCGAUGAACGGUGCAGAGACUUGUAUGGAGUAUAAUAUGGGACUGGAUCCUUACACUACAAGACGAAUUUGAUAUGACAUGAUACGAAAAGGAUAUAUCGGUCGAUGACACGAAGGAUAUAGGUGAAGCUUUCAAGGAGUAUAAUGACAGGGUGGAUAAGAAAGUGUAUAGCGAAGGACAUUGCAGGAAGAAAUUGAGAUAUCUCGGGAUCCUAGGGGUAAUCACAAUCCAUAUGCUGCGAGCAGAAAUGGUAUUUGGUAUGGACAUGUCUAUCUCACAGGUCAAAAUGCCCGUUCAGAGUUCAACAGUAUCUACUCUCAAACUCUUACAAUUAGCUGGCUAGCUCAAUACACAGGUAGAUAGAUAGAUGUCAUUUUGUCUAUUAGAUAGCGGAAAUAGAAGAUAUUCUACGAAAGAAA